AUAGUUAUAUUUGAAUGGAUUAAGACAGUCGAAACCUAUAAUGUAUCUAUUAUGGUGUUAUUAAAUCAUUUUCUAAAUACGACUUUACCGAUAAGAGGCCACGUAUCCAUGUCACACCCCCGUGUAACCAUAAUGGUUUUUUCCAUCAUGGACGCUACACUCUGACCUUACAUCAGACGCUGCCAGGUCUUUGCCACACCGCAUCAUGAGUGAAUUGAAGGACUGCCCUCCACUGAAAUACUAUGACUUCAAGCCCGUCGAGCAUGUCAAAGUGUGUCCCCGCUACACUGCUGUGCUCGGCCGCUCAGAGGACGAUGGCAUCGGCAUUGAGGAGCUGGACACCCUGCAGCUGGAGCUGGAGACGCUGCUGUCCUCAGCCAGCCGCCGACUCCGAGCCCUAGAGGAGCAGAGACAGAUCCUCACAGACUGGCAGGACAAGAAGGGAGACAAGCGCUUUCUGAAACUGGGAAAAGACCCAGACCCUGCUGCCACAUCUCGCCACAAACCAAAAAAGCAAAAGUUGGACGGCAAAGGCAGUCACGCACCAGGUCCAGGUCCUGGCAGACCCAAAUCCAAAAAUCUGCAGGCUAAAGUCCAAGAGUAUGAAUUCACUGACGAUCCACAAGACAUUCCCCGCACUCCUAAAAACGAUGCACCCAACAGAUUUUGGGCAUCAGUUGAGCCAUAUUGUGCCGAUAUCACGAAUGAAGAGAUACGAUUGCUAGAAGAGCUUCUGAAACCCCCAGAGGAUGAGGCUGAGUAUUUCAAAAUUCCAGCUCUGGGGAAACACUACUCUCAGCGGUGGGCUCAGGAAGAUCUGCUGGAGGAGCAGAGGGAAGGAGCACGAGCUAAUGACAAGAAGAAGAGCCUCAUGGGAGGGCCGCUGUCUGAGCUGGAUGCAAAAGAUGUGGACUCCUUGAUGAAAAAGUCAGAGUCCCAACAUGAAUCACCAGAAGACGGAUGUCCCUUCGGUCCUCUCACACAGCGUCUGCUCCAGGCCCUUGUAGAGGAGAACAUUAUAUCCCCCAUGGAGGAUUCACCUAUACCUGACAUUUCAGGGAAAGAUGCUAAUGAUGGCGCUGGGACUUCACCUAGAAGCCAAGGAAAAGCUUUCAGUGUUCCUCACACACGUUCUCUGGAGGCUCGGAUCAAAGAGGAGCUGGUGGCUCAGGGGCUGCUGGACUCAGAGGAGCGACCUGGACCAGGAGGAGACUCUGAGGACGAGGUCCUGGCAGAGCUGCAGAAGAGGCAAGCAGAGCUGAAAGCCCUGAGUGGGCACAACAGAGCCCGUAAGCAGGAGUUACUCAGGUUGGCAAAAGAGGAGAUGCGCAAGCAGGAGCUCAGGCAGAGAGUCAGGGUGUCUGACAACGAGGUCAUGGAGGGAUUUCGGCGAAUAAUGGCAGCCAGGCAGAAGAAACGAACUCCAACCAAGAAGGAGAAGGACCAGGCCUGGAAAGCACUGAAGGAGAGGGAAAGCAUCCUCAAGCUACUGGACGGAUAAAAGUAGAAAGCGUUUGUGUCAGGGGUUUAUCCAGACAAAAUGUGGAAAAAUGGAAGAAGAAGAAUCUUUCUCCCAUGGAUUGACUCAAAUAAGAAUUGCUGUGACAGCUGUUAGAUGGUCAGUGAACAGCUGUAUUUAUGAUUAUGUAGGAUACUGUUUACUGCACGUCUGCGUGAUUUGAUUAGGGACAUUUCUGUAGUAGUUUUUUUUUUUGUCAAGAAAAGCAGAAUGCUCGUUUGAUCAGUAGCAUUUAAAACACAUCAGAGACUUUCUUUUCUUUCUUUGUCCUUUGAAUUUCUAUGUUGUCCUUUUCUUUUUACCAUUGUAAUGUUAUGAAAACAAUACACAAAUGUUUGAAUAAAUCAGUACCACUUGA
Messenger RNA from Anoplopoma fimbria (sablefish), 1877 nucleotides. It is a transcript of the gene tada3l, whose product is annotated as transcriptional adaptor 3 (NGG1 homolog, yeast)-like. Gene Ontology annotation, molecular function: transcription coactivator activity. The transcript has 9 exons. Gene Ontology annotation, biological process: regulation of transcription by RNA polymerase II. The record is from RefSeq and is a predicted model, not a curated record. Gene Ontology annotation, cellular component: SAGA complex. Bases 206 to 1501 code for a protein of 431 amino acids. NCBI's taxonomy places the organism in Eukaryota, Metazoa, Chordata, Actinopteri, Perciformes, Anoplopomatidae.